CGCCGAGCGUACUCGCUUCGGCAGUCGAUCGCGGCGCGAGCAUACGAACCUGUUCAGGUGUAACUUCCUCGCGUUUUCCUCGUGCAUCGCAAACAGCGAUUUGAGUGCAAUGCAAACAGCGAGACCGAGCGUCACGUAAACACGUGCAACUAUUAUUUUUCGUAAUUAAAAUCAGUCGUCGCCGAUACAUCUGAACGCGUCAAGUUCGCGUCAACAAAGAACGAAUUUUAUGGUUCAAAGACAAUUAUCCUCGCAUUUUUUUUUGUGGUGAACACGCGGAGUAAAACGACUGAAAAUAGCAAAAAUGUCGCAGUUAAUCAGAUACAGAACGCUCGUUCUUGUGAUUUUUUGUGGAUCGGUGAUGUCCCAUAAGGGUGACAUAUUAUUUCCUGACCAGAUAAGUCCAAGACAGUCAAAGCCUCCGGUCGAACCAAGAACAGCAGAAAACACCGCAUUGUUAUUGCGGUCGCAGUCAUCGGAAACAGUCAGGAAAAUCAAUUCGCCAGAAGAGUUCCUUCGAAUGAUCGGUGUAUCGCCGUCACAAGUCUUCCUUACUAGCAGAAUGGGUGAACCUGAAGAACGCUCGAAUAGUGAAAUGGCAAAGCAAGCUAACUGUGAGCCUUCACCAACCGUAGUUCCUACAUAUCAACGUAACGAUCCAUCUAUCGUCUAUUUUCCCCGGUGUACACGAGUCAAAAGAUGCACAGGUUGUUGCGGAAACGAGUUACUCUCUUGUCAGCCAAAGGAAAUAGAAACCCGAAAUUUUGAAAUCAUGCUGGCAAAAUUGACAGCGCAAGGUAGAUUCGAGUACCAAGGCAAACAAGUCGUACCAAUAGAUGAGCACAUCAGAUGCGGAUGUGACUGCGUAAUAAAACCAUCGGAUUGUACGCCCAAACAGGUUUAUAAGGAGAACUUAUGUAGAUGCGUGUGCAGCAACACGGACGAUCGAGCGAAAUGUAUUGAACACCCAGAUAAAAUCUGGGAUUCGAUAUAUUGUAGCUGUUCUUGUAGAAACGCACAUGAAUGUUCGACCGGCUUCUUUUACAACCAGAAUACGUGCAGAUGUGAGCAAUUACCGAUAUCUAGAUCCUGGUUUACAUCUACGAAAGGGACUGAUUAUAGAUUUGGGCAAACACAAAAACCAGAUGAACCACCAGUAAUAAUUCCUCUAGAUGCAAAUGAUCCUAGGAGGAAACCUAAACCAGAUCCAGAAUAGAAGUCUUCCAUUUAUAAACUAAAUGUGAAUCAUAAGACUUUUAUAAGACAGCUAUUUUAAUAGCAUUUAUUUAAGUUAAUUUUUCACCUUUGUGCCAUUUUGCUACACACACACACAUACACGCACAUACAAUAUAUAAUUACAGUAUUUACAUAAUAUGUAUUAUUAAUCCAUUCUUGUAAGGUAUAAAUGAAUGUACCCUUAAAAUUAAAACGCACUGUGAUAUAAACAAAUAUAAUUAUUUAAUGCAUAAGUGUACUAGCUACACUGUUUAGCAUCAAUUAGCAAAAGGUAUUUUAUUUAUAUAUCUUUUAUAUAUUGUCAUUUUAAAAAGUUAUACAAUUAUUGCGACCUAUCCUAUCUUGAUCUUAUUCGAAUACUGCCACUUUCGAUCGUUUUGUAGAUAUAUAAAAUCGCUGUUUUAUUAACUUUUAAAGAAGUUCUGCAUCUUUCAAAUUGAAUUGUUCAUCAACGUCCUAAUGUUCGCCGGGCAGAAUGAGAAUCAAAAAUCGUUGCAAAAUUUAUUUAUAUAUAGGACUUAUGUACAAUUUUGUAUAUUGUAAGCUAAACUUCAAGAAAUAUAAAUUGAAUUUUUCAGCUAUAAAUGUUUCGCAUAGUACAAUCACAAUCGCAGUCAAUCAA
Messenger RNA from Bombus impatiens (common eastern bumble bee), 1858 nucleotides. RefSeq names its product vascular endothelial growth factor A (gene Pvf1). The coding region runs from base 305 to 1216 and encodes 303 amino acids. The transcript has 6 exons. Gene Ontology annotation, biological process: positive regulation of protein autophosphorylation; positive regulation of cell population proliferation. The record is from RefSeq and is a predicted model, not a curated record. NCBI's taxonomy places the organism in Eukaryota, Metazoa, Arthropoda, Insecta, Hymenoptera, Apidae. Gene Ontology annotation, cellular component: membrane. Gene Ontology annotation, molecular function: growth factor receptor binding; growth factor activity.